Molecule: messenger RNA, 1997 nt
Organism: Hyalella azteca
Lineage: Eukaryota; Metazoa; Arthropoda; Malacostraca; Amphipoda; Hyalellidae
Product: forkhead box protein J1-A
Exons: 4
Coding region: 269-1747 (492 amino acids)
Biological process (GO): regulation of transcription by RNA polymerase II; anatomical structure morphogenesis; cell differentiation
Molecular function (GO): DNA-binding transcription factor activity, RNA polymerase II-specific; RNA polymerase II cis-regulatory region sequence-specific DNA binding
Source: RefSeq, a predicted model, not a curated record
ACCCCUUGGGUAACAUCAGCUUAGCGUCAUAAGCUGAAUAUCCUUAGGUCUUUGGUCGUAUGUUUCGACAAGAUUUACGAAGGAAGUCACAUGAUGGACUGAAAUUUAAAUACCGAUUUUCCGAAUUUUUAUUUAGAUUCCUUGCUAGACAUCAAGGAAGGAAGUAGAAACCGAUUUUCCGAAUUUUUAAUUAGAUUCCUGGCGAGGCAUCAAGGAAGUAGAAUAAUACUUCUGAUAUAUGGUAUAAGUACCAUUAGGUAAUUCCACCAUGGAAAGAAACCAAUUUCUUUAUUCAAAUGUUGCGCCGUACAUCUGGCCAAUAGCGCCAGCGGGUAUGUCGAUGGACGCCUCAUUCGGUUUACCGGCAUCUUCAUUGUCUGGUUUUCAAACGCAUUUAGCACAAAACAGUUUAGUUCCUGACAACUUCUUACCCGUCACAUACGGAGCCCCUCUUUCUAGCUGGCCAUUCACGUGUUUGGGAGGUUGUGCCGCUCUCAACGGCUUUAACCUGCCGGCUCAGCUGUCACUUAUGUCAACCGGAACUGCUUCUUUGAACGCACUUUCCAGUGCCCAGGAAACGCUCAAGCGUCCGGGAGCAUGUGAGCAGAAGCCGCCGUAUUCAUACAUCGCCCUCAUCGCCAUGGCCAUACGGAGCUCGAGGGAAGGCAAGACUACCCUCGCCGGCAUCUAUAGCUUCAUCAUGGAUAACUUUCCGUAUUAUAGACACAAUCGGCAAGGCUGGCAGAAUAGCAUACGCCACAAUCUCAGCCUCAAUGACUGUUUCAUUAAGGUCCCCAGAGAGAAAGGCAGUCCUGGGAAAGGUAGUUACUGGGCGAUGGACCCGACAUGCAUCGACAUGUUCGAACACGGCAACUAUCGACGACGGAAGAGGAGACACAGGCCACCACCGCCCGCUUUCAUGAUGGACAACAUGGCGACCAGCAACAAAUUUGAGUUUACGGAAAAUUUGCCUGGGGUUACCAGCCGAAUACAUCAGACAAGACAAAAUGAAUUUGUGCAGGAAAGUAAAUCAAUACUUCCGAACACGAUUGCCGGAGAAGCCACUAAUGGCGACCAAAGCAGUCCGAGUAACUACAAAAAAAUGCCAAUAAAAUUUGAGAGUACAUUUUCGACCGGACAUCCUUCAGCAACCGAGCAAGAAGACCUGCAAUCAGCUUUAAAUCUGAAUAUGGAAACCAAAUUCAACUCAAUCGCCAUCGGGAAAGAAGGUUCAACAGAAGAAAUAUUAAUUCGCGAUGAAGAAUUGUUGACAUUCAAGUCACAAUUCAAUCAAAUGAAAAAAGAAACUCAGCCCGCGGAUCCAAACAUUCAAGUGAUAAGCCGGAAAGAUUGUCCAGGUACACUUGAGUGCAACGAAAUGCAGCUCAUUGAAUGGCUAGAUCAUGUUGCUCACAGCAGUCAGAAUGCCUUACACCAAUAUCACUCUAACGUUCUUUCUUACGUUUCAAGACCCAAUUUGUUAGGUGAAGCCUUCAGUUUUACUCGUUCUUUUUUAGCACCAAAGAACAUUGUUCCGCAAUGCAACAUAUCGGGCUCACAAAACGAAAUUUUUGAUCAACAAGAUGUGACCGCUCCCGAAAAGUUAAUCCCAAUGACAGCUUCGACAUCGUUCAAUCUUAUUUCUGAAGAUAAUUCAAUCAGAAACCACGAUUUUAAGUCAGAAUCUUCUUUACCUUCAAUUACUCCAAAGACGAAGUUCCUUAUUGACGAUAUCAUGAUGAAAUAAUGAAGAACACAAAUUUUGAUUUCAAGUCUUAUUUAAUAACAAAUUUAUCUACAACAAAUAGACAUAUAACAAGAGAAAUCACAGAUUAACGUACUAUAAUUUUAUGUACAGUGCAUGUAUAAUACAGUUAAAUAUUGUCAACAAUUAUCGGAUAGAAUAGACAGGAAUUGAGCGUGACUAUCGCCGCCGUUGAUCCCACAGCAGCCAUAUAGUGGAUGACAAUAAAAAAAUCUAUUCGUUGGGACUUUUU